UCAAGCAGAAGCAAAAGGGAAGACCGGGUUAAAUCAAGCCGGCAGGAUUAGUAGCUUGACGGCUUUGCUAUAUCGAUGGAGGAGAAUCCUUUUUUCGUUUUUGCUGCAGUACUUAAAAAACUGGAAGAAUUGCGAUGCUCUCCUUGCUCUUCUUAAACAGUAGCUUAUUAUAGACCAAGACCAAAAAAGUUACAGUUAUCCAGCUUGGUGUGAUUGUGAUUCCAGUCCUGCCAAGCAAUAGGAAAAAAAGAAAAAAGAAAGAAAAGAAACUUGUUCCGCUGAGUUCAACCCCAGACAGGCUCACAACUUCCUUCCUGCUUUCCGACCCCCUCCCCUCCCUACUCUCGCUCCCGCACAUUCAACAAACACUGAAGAAACAGCCAAUGGCAAGAGUGAUGUUGGAAAAGGCGAGUAACGAUCGCGGCGGCUGAACAGUUGAAAAAUAAUAGCCGGAAUAAUAGUUAAAGAUCCAGCCGACAAUAGAAUUUGCUCGCUUUUUUCAGUUACGCGCCGCAGGCGGGGACAAGAGAGACGUCUAAACAUCUUGACCAGGAGGAAGGAAUUAUUUCUAGAGCAAUUUUCAAGUCUGCGCGUCUUCAUGGCUAGAGCUUUUUCCGAAGCAAUUGGAUAGUCACGGUGCACCAAUCUCUCCCGGACAGUUUGCGUGUUUAUGGAGCUGUGGACCGGGGUCCGCUCAUCGCCCCUGCGCGUCUCCCGUUCCCUGGGCAAUGCUGCAGCAGCUGCCGCCGCCGCCGCCCCCUCCUAAGAGGACGUGGGCUGUUCGGCAGAAACUGACCUGGGUGAAGGAGGAGGAAGAGGAGGAAGCCGAGCCUGUCCCCCGGCGGCCGGACCCAUUACUAUGGCCGUGUUCUGCUAUGCGCUCAACAGCCUAGUGAUCAUGAAGAAGAGCGGCGAGGAAGAGGAGAAGAGCGGGGGCUGCAGAGGAGGUAGGAGCAAGACACCUCCUGCCACGCGCAGACAAGGGCCGCCUGAAGUCGUCCGGGGAAGCGAGAGGCAUAGCAGCUAUUGCCCUUUGCCUCUGGGCAGCAGCGGCAGUUCCAGCAGCUCUCCCACUGCAUUCCUCUUCCCUCCGGUUGAGCCGGCGCGGGCCCCGGAGGAGGAGGCUCCAUUUCUCAAGUCCCCUCGAGAGCUCAGCAGCCCGAUCUGGACUAGCCCCCAGAGCCGGUCUCCUUCGCCCGGCUGGAAAGAAUCUUUCAGGACAUCCCGGAUCCUCCAACGGGAGUUGCAGAACGUGCAGGUGGUCGAGAAAGUGGGGCUGUUCGAGGCACACAUCCAGGCGCACAGCAGUUCGGGGGGCGCCAAUUUCCCCCUAAAGAGUCCCCGCCUGCCCAGGAGAAAGUCGCCUUCUUCCCCAAGCCGACCUUGCCCCUUGCAGCGUGUGGAGGAUACCCCGUCGAGGCAACGAGAGAUAGAGGAGGGAAUCAAGGAGCUCGAUAAACUCUGGUUCCGACUGGAAACCACAGGGAAAGCGUUAGAGAAGGAGGCAGAGAAGGGUUCCGAGGACACCCAUCUAUUACAGGUGGCAGGCAAGGGAAAAUCCGACGGGGCGUCUCCUUCUCCUGAGAAAGAAAACGGACUCUUCCGAGAGCAGCGCCCAAAGGCAAUGCAAUCGGCCAAAGAGACCUUUGGAGCACAGGAUUCAGAAGAGGUGGAGAACAGGAGCCAAACUGGGAUGUGGAGUUCAGAUUCAAUGGAUAAAGGGUUGAAAGGGCCCAAUUCUAACCAGAUGGGGAGGGUGAAUGGGAUUUCCAGGGCACAGGCGUCCAGGCAGGCAGAAAGGGGUCUGUGGCCUAUUGGGAGGCAGGGCUUUGAGGUGAGAAGUGAGCCUCUGGAAGAAAAAGACUCCAAAGAGAUGGAGAGCAGGAGAAUCUGUGAGGAAACUCGGGGCUCUGAUGAGAUGAGCAGCAUGAUGCAGCCAGGUGAAGGCGAGGGACAACUUUUGGAGGAGUCAAGCAUGGUGAGCAGUUGCUGUGAGAAUCAAAGCUUCAUAGAAGUUGGGCUCUGGAGGAGGGACUUUUCUGGAGGGCAGGGCUCUGGAGCCAUAGAGAAGCCCCUUGGAGAGCUGCUUCCUCCAGGAGACCCGCCUUGCCUUACCAGAACUGACAGCAAGGAGGGUAGCAGCAGCCUGUUCACUUUGACAUUCUCUGAGAAGCAGUCUUUAUCUGAGAUGGCUGAAGCCCAUGCUGUUGGGCUGCAGGAACAGCAGCUUUCCUCAGGGAUCUCUGCAGCACUACCACAACCUAGAUGGUCCCUAGUGGAAGGGGGGGGCUGCUGUGGAGGUGCAAGCAUUCCUGCUGUUAUUGUGACAGACCUGGAUGCUCAGGAAGAGGAAAAAACAGAAGCAGCUCCCCCAAAAGGCAUGCCAAUCAGGAAGCUGUCUUCUUCCUCAGCUUCUUCCACUGGCUUUUCCUCAUCCUGGGAAGAGUCUGAAGAAGAUAUCUCCAGUGAUCCUGAGCGAUCCUUGGACCAAAGUCCAGCCUUCCUGCAGACCCUGGAUAAACCCAGAGUGAGCAAAUCGUGGCGGAAAAUCAAGAACAUGGUACAUUGGUCCCCCUUUGUUAUGUCCUUUAAGAAGAAAUAUCCCUGGAUCCAAUUAGCAGGGCAUGCAGGUAGCUUCAAAGCUGCUGCAAAUGGAAGGAUAUUAAAGAAGCAUUGUGAGUCUGAACAGCGUUGUUUGGACCGUUUGAUGAAUGAUGUCCUUAAGCCUUAUGUUCCUGCCUAUCAUGGAGAUAUUGUGAAGGAUGGGGAGAGGUAUAAUCAGAUGGAAGAUCUCCUAGCUGAUUUUGAUUCUCCUUGUGUCAUGGACUGCAAGAUGGGAGUCAGGACCUAUGUGGAAGAGGAAUUAUCAAAGGCUAGAAAGAAGCCAAGUUUGAGGAAAGACAUGUAUCAGAAGAUGAUUGAAGUAGAUCCUGAGGCUCCAACUGAGGAAGAGAACUUUCAACAUGCAGUGACCAAGCCUCGAUACAUGCAGUGGAGAGAAACUAUAAGUUCUACAGCAACGUUAGGGUUCCGGAUUGAAGGAAUAAAGAAAGAAGAUGGCACCGUGAACAGGGAUUUCAAGAAGACUCGGACAAAGGAACAAGUCAUGGACGCCUUCAGAGAAUUUACAAAAGGAAACCAUAACAUUCUGAACAGUUAUCUUAACCGGUUAAAGGGGAUACGUGAUACUUUGGAAAAAUCACCAUUCUUCAUGACUCAUGAGGUAAUUGGGAGUUCCCUUCUCUUCAUCCAUGACAAGAGGGAGCAGGCCAAAGUAUGGAUGAUUGAUUUUGGGAAAACCACUCCACUUCCAGAGGGACAAGUUCUGCAGCACAAUGUGCCCUGGAUAGAGGGGAACAGAGAGGAUGGCUACCUCUGGGGGCUGGAUAAUCUAAUUGAGAUCCUAACAGAGUUGUCUCAAUGUGAAGAUCUGCAUUAAAGCCAAGGGUCCACAAUCCACAACCUAGUUCCUCCAACUGACUUUCUGAUCUGCACUACAAGACACUUUUCUUCCACCUUCUCUUCCAGUUCUAAAAUUUAGAAGUUCCUUUUCUUUUAUUUAAGGUGUAAAUAAAAUGUGAUGUGCCCAAAGAAACACUGAACAAGAAGUUAAAAAUUAGACAAAGCAGACAGCAAUGUUGGCCUUAGGAGUUAGGUCUCCUGCAUCCUAAAACAGAAAAUACUUUUGUCUAUAAAAAUUUGAUAAGAAAGAUAAUUCCCUAGACUUGUUUAAAUUGUAUCUCUAGAGUGAAGGAUGCAUUUGUAGUUAUCUGCUGCCCUCUCAUGUCCAAAGCUAGCAUUAUUUGGGGCAACCGAUGUUGAAAGCAUGCUUAUAUUGGGCAUUUUCUUAUAGGUGUUCUUUCUUCGUGGGAAUGUCCCACAAAAAGAAUGGUAGCAACUUAUAUUUACUAACUUUCCUAAAUAUAAGAAUUAGAAUAUAAUAGUUUAUAGGAAUAAUUAACAUCAGAUAGACUUUUCUACAUAAGGAAGUAAUUUCUUGUUGGCUUACUGUGCAAUAUAUACAUAGUUGUAGCAACUGCAAAAGUUUUCCUUUGCGGGUUACAUUACAUGGUGCAUCCAAUUAGCUACUGAAAUUAGUUUGGACUACUGAGAGCGAGGGUCUGUUCCCUUCUCUACCCUUCUAUUAGCUUAGGAUGACGUGGUCACAGGGCAGGAAAGGGGCUGCUGCAGAAUGACAAAGGCACUGACUGCCAUCCUCUGGGUGCCUCUUUGUUAGCACUGCAUUCCCUUUUGAAAAUGAUGAUGCAUUCUCAGGUGAGCUCCUGCAAAUAAUUCCAAAUCUCCCAUUGUAAGAAGAGAGAUUAACUAGAUCUAACAUAUCAGCAAGCGGAGUAUUAUAAUGGUAAAGUUUCAUAAUGUUUGUAUGCCUGGCAUGGAAUAUGAGAAAGAAGAUGGCAAGUAAUUUGGUAGGUCAUAUAGGCAGACUCUCUAAUUAAGGACUUGCCACUUUCAGUCUUGUAAAUAUAUCUGUCUCUCUAUUUAGGAUAUAGAAGUUAUUAUAUAAGUUCCUGGAACAUUUGAAUUAGACUGCUGAAAUCAAGUGGUCAGCAACUGGGAGAGAAAGAUUAUUGGUGCAUUUGAUUUUCUUGGAGAACGUAUAAUAUUGCAGAAACCUUGGAUGUUGAAACUAUAAGUUUAUGUUACAUUUUUUUCUGAGCCAUUUCCUGGCUAUUUUUUUAAACCUUUCCAUAUUUAUAAUGUAUUCCAUAUUCCUCUAUAGCCUCUUCUUACUAUUUUUUCAAACAGUAAUGUAAUCCUGUUUCUUGCAUCCAGAGGUGCUGUCCUUGAAACAAUUGCAUUUGUUUUAGAGGGUGACUAUUCAUUGGCAUACAGUCCCUUUGAAAGCUUUUCAGAAAGAUUCUAUCCCAUUGAGUGUUGCUCCAUUCAUUUAUCACUAAGAUAAUGUUGCUUUUUCUUAGUGCUGUUGUAAAUAAUUGCUUUGCUUAGAAGUUUUUUACCUUCAGGCUUCCUAUGCUGUUUAAUAAUAGCCUAUGCUGAAAGUGCCUUAUGGACUAGUGUCUGUUCCACUCAGUGUCAUGAAAAAAAAAUUGUGGAUUUUUUUAAAGUACUAUUUAUUGCCAUACUUUUAGUUAUCUAGAACACUAAGUCUUAAUGCAUGGAAUUUUUUAAAAGGAUAAUGCUUGGCUUUUGAAAUCUCUUUCCACAUUUAUGGAAAGGGGGAGACCAUGAAACAGCUUCAUGUCAUUCUAUUUUAAAAAUGUAUUUAGCAUUUAAAUGACUUCUAUUACAUACUUUUUUUAAAAAAAUAUAUGCUGGUUUGUUUGUAAAAUAAGAUUCUUUGCUUUUUGGCUUUUAAAGAAGUGAAAUAUUUCUCCAGAUAUCUUUUGGAUCUUUCUGGAGGCUGGAACUAUUGCUGUGAGGUAUUUCUCCUAACACUUUCCACCCCGUUCCCCUUGAUUAGCAAGGAGAUGAAGAACAUUGCAGAGUUAAAGAACAUCACCAAUGCACAGUGCCUGUAAGUCAAACAACUUAAAAUAAAAACAUACAACAUGG
Messenger RNA from Ahaetulla prasina, 5535 nucleotides. RefSeq names its product inositol-trisphosphate 3-kinase B (gene ITPKB). Gene Ontology annotation, cellular component: nucleus; cytoplasm. Gene Ontology annotation, biological process: inositol phosphate biosynthetic process. The coding region runs from base 860 to 3439 and encodes 859 amino acids. Gene Ontology annotation, molecular function: inositol tetrakisphosphate kinase activity; inositol-1,4,5-trisphosphate 3-kinase activity. Lineage: Eukaryota; Metazoa; Chordata; Lepidosauria; Squamata; Colubridae. The record is from RefSeq and is a predicted model, not a curated record. The transcript is spliced from 10 exons.